AUGGACUCGAAUACGAAUGUGCAUGUAUCCCUUUGUGAUGACGAACGGGGCUCGCUGCAAGUUCUCAAUGCGCUGCUCAAAGGCAAGCCAUCGAAGCAGGCACGUAAGCAAAAGACAAAGAAGAACCUGGACGCAUUUAUUCGCACAGUCGCAAAGACACCAGGAACGGCGGGCAAGGUGGAGAAGGUCGAGAAGCCAAAAAAGCGGUAUGACCCACAGGUGCGCCGCGAGAACAAGAAGCGGACAAAUAUGCAAAAGCUGGUAGUCUCAGACGAGUUUUCGCAAAAGACUCGGGCGCUGCAGGACGAGAUCGUCGAACUGAUGCGCGCACAGAGCGAGCAUCGGGCGCCCAAGAUGAAGAAGCGCAAGCCGCGGUUCUUUGACUUUGAGGACGAGGAGUAA
This is a messenger RNA of Linderina pennispora, 402 nucleotides long. RefSeq lists its product as uncharacterized. Bases 1 to 402 code for a protein of 133 amino acids. The transcript is spliced from 2 exons. NCBI's taxonomy places the organism in Eukaryota, Fungi, Kickxellomycota, Kickxellomycetes, Kickxellales, Kickxellaceae. The record is from RefSeq and is a predicted model, not a curated record.